UUUCCCGUAGAAAAAGUGUUUGCCAGCCUCCCGCAGGUUGAACGAGGCGUUUCCAAAAUUGUCGGAGGUGAUCCUAAGGGCAACAAUUUUCUUUACACCAAUGGAAAAUGUGUCGUCAUCAGAAACAUUGAUAAUCCUGCAAUUGCUGACAUCUACACUGAACAUGCCCAUCAGGUUGUAGUUGCCAAGUAUGCUCCCAGUGGAUUCUACAUAGCAUCUGGAGAUGUCUCUGGAAAGCUGAGAAUUUGGGAUACUACACAGAAGGAACAUCUACUGAAGUAUGAGUAUCAGCCAUUUGCAGGAAAAAUAAAGGACCUUGCCUGGACUGAAGACAGCAAGAGAAUUGCUGUCGUUGGAGAAGGAAGGGAAAAAUUUGGAGCAGUGUUUCUGUGGGAUAGUGGUUCUUCUGUUGGCGAGAUUACUGGGCACAACAAAGUGAUCAAUAGCGUGGACAUUAAACAAACAAGACCGUAUCGUCUGGCGACUGGCAGUGAUGACAACUGUGCUGCUUUCUUUGAGGGACCGCCGUUCAAGUUCAAGUUUACAAUAAGUGACCAUACACGGUUUGUGAACUGUGUGAGGUUUUCUCCUGAUGGGAACAGAUUUGCUACAGCUAGUGCAGAUGGCCAGAUUUUUGUCUAUGAUGGAAAGACUGGAGAGAAAGUGUGCGCUCUUGGUGGAGGCAAAGCUCACGAUGGAGGUAUUUAUGCGAUUAGCUGGAGCCCUGACAGCAGUCAGUUGCUUUCUGCUUCUGGAGAUAAAACUGCUAAAAUCUGGGAUGUUGGUGCUAAUUCUAUUGUCAAUACUUUUAACAUGGGAUCAAAUGUGUUGGAUCAGCAGCUGGGUUGCUUGUGGCAGAAAGACCAUUUACUGACUGUUUCCCUGUCUGGCUAUAUCAAUUAUUUGGACAAGAACAAUCCAAGUAAACCUUUACGUGUCAUAAAGGGUCAUAGUAAAUCAAUUCAGUGUCUUACAGUGCAUAAAAAUGGUGGAAAGUCCUAUAUUUACUCUGGAAGUAAUGAUGGUCAUAUUAAUUAUUGGGAUUCUGAAACUGGAGAGAACGAUGGCUUUUCUGGGAAAGGCCACACAAACCAGGUUUCUAGGAUGGCGGUGGAUGAAAUGGAUCAGUUGGUCACCUGCAGCAUGGAUGACACUGUGCGCUACACCAACCUUAGCAAGAGGGACUACAGUGGUCAGGAUGCUGUGAAAAUGGAUGUUCAACCAAAAUGUUUAGCUGUGGGUCCUGGUGGUUAUACUGUAGUUCUAUGCAUUGGACAAAUUGUCUUGAUGAAAAAUAAGAAGAAAUGUUUUGCAAUUGAUGACCUUGGCUAUGAGCCAGAAGCUGUAGCCAUUCACCCUGGAGGAGGUACAGCAGCAGUGGGAGGAGCGGAUGGGAAUGUCCGUUUGUAUUCAAUCCAAGGAACCACGCUGAAAAAUGAUGAUAAGACUUUGGAAGCUAAAGGUCCUGUUACUGACCUGGCGUAUUCUCACGAUGGUGCCUUUCUUGCAGUCUGCGACGCAAACAAAGUUGUUACUGUCUUUAGUGUCACUGAUGGCUAUGCGGAACAUAAUGUCUUUUAUGGACACCAUGCAAAAAUUGUUUGUAUCGCCUGGUCGCCAGACAAUGAACAUUUUGCCUCUGGAGGCAUGGACAUGAUGGUGUAUGUUUGGACCGUGAGUGAUCCAGAGACCAGAGUCAAGAUACCAGAUGCUCACAGACUACACCAUGUAAGUGGCUUGGCGUGGUUGGAUGAACAUACUCUGGUAACAACAUCCCAUGAUGCUUCUGUCAAAGAGUGGUCUAUCUCCUACAAUUGAAAUAAGCCCUCACUUUGGAAGGACCUAAUCAGGGACUAGAACUACUGCAGUGGAACAUAGCAUUUCUCUUAAAGAAUCUGUAUUGGCCUCUGGGUCUGCUGUCAUAUCCUCAUAUCUUUACAGGGUGUUCAUAUCUGUAAUUAAAUGUACUUUGAAAGCUUUAGCCAGUAACAGUUUGCACAUGAAAAGCACUUAAAUUAUGUCCGGAGCUUAACCUUUGUGCUGAACAUUCCAGAGGCAACAGCCAAGCAAGUUGGUGUGAGAAAGAAUCAGGUGUGAAAGAUUCAAACUCAAUCAGUUGUUCUUUUCUAACCAAGAAACAGGAGACUGUACAGCAUGAGAGUAAUACUUCUCAUUUUUUCUAAUUACAGAACAUUUCUGUACUAACGGUCAUAGUAAGAGUAUUUAGUUGUGAUCUGAAACCAAUCAAGCUGUGUGCAGCUACUGUAUAUUGCUUUGCUUCUCUGUACUGCACCAAACUGUUGCCUCAGACUUUCUCCUCCAGUUAACAAAAUGGGGUACAUGCAUAAUAAACUUUUUAUGUAUUUCAUGUCAAAGUUUUGUGGUUUAUUUUGAGGUGGAAGUGUGGGAUUUUGAUGUACUUACUGUUGUGGGUAUGAUGUUUACAAAUAAUUGUUGUGGCAACUUCUUGCUUCAGAAACACGUUUGUUAAUUUUCAUAAAUUAAGAAUGUUUGGUCAUUUCAAUGUCAGAGAAAACCAUUCUGUUUCAAGGAUUAAAGAUAUUUUCUGUUUGAUGGAGGAGAAGCAGCAUGUUAUUGUUUAAAAAAAAAUGCAGUACUUCUGCCACCAUUUUGAAAAUACAGGAAUUAAAGUGAAGAUUUGUUA
Messenger RNA from Apaloderma vittatum (bar-tailed trogon), 2665 nucleotides. RefSeq names its product WD repeat domain 1 (gene WDR1). Lineage: Eukaryota; Metazoa; Chordata; Aves; Trogoniformes; Trogonidae. The transcript is spliced from 14 exons. Gene Ontology annotation, biological process: positive regulation of actin filament depolymerization; sarcomere organization; locomotion. The annotation marks the transcript as partial. Gene Ontology annotation, molecular function: actin filament binding. Gene Ontology annotation, cellular component: cortical actin cytoskeleton. The record is from RefSeq and is a predicted model, not a curated record.